Molecule: messenger RNA, 570 nt
Organism: Fulvia fulva
Lineage: Eukaryota; Fungi; Ascomycota; Dothideomycetes; Mycosphaerellales; Mycosphaerellaceae
Exons: 2
Coding region: 1-570 (189 amino acids)
Source: RefSeq, a predicted model, not a curated record
AUGCCUACUGCUACAAGAGCCCGAAAUACUGGCAGCCGCAACCGCCGUGGAUCUGGUGCGGUAGAUCUCGCUGCCGCUACCCAGGCUACAUCCUCACAGCAGUCACGGCGGCGGAAGAGGUCAGCAGACGAAGCGGAUGCCGAAGCAGGGCGCGCACCAAGACGUCGGAGGAUAUCCACGGAGAGAAUUGAAGAGAUCGAUCUCGCGAACGACGAAGCGCUGUCUGCAGAGGAAGAACCUCUGCAACAGCAACAGCGAGACGCCAUCAAGCAGCAGCAGUCGGAACAGGACGAAGGCCCACAGAAGAUCGGAAAGAGGCAAUGCAUCAUCUGCAUGGAAAAGUUCACUAACUGUACAGCGACAUCAUGUGGCCACUUCUAUUGCCACGAGUGCCUGACUCAGGCUCUAAUGACUGGCGAGAAGAGCAGCGACCGAGGCAUAGGAACCUGUCCGGUCUGCCGUAAGCCCCUAUCACGCACGAACAAGAAGAAGAUGGACGUCAUACCGAUUCAAUUCAUGAAGCAGUCGCAGUUCACCAAGAACCAGCAGAAGCGUGGGCUGGCGGGCUGA